Messenger RNA from Anolis carolinensis (green anole), 12106 nucleotides. It is a transcript of the gene ppp1r16b, whose product is annotated as protein phosphatase 1 regulatory subunit 16B. Gene Ontology annotation, biological process: establishment of endothelial barrier; regulation of sprouting angiogenesis. Lineage: Eukaryota; Metazoa; Chordata; Lepidosauria; Squamata; Anolidae. The transcript has 11 exons. Gene Ontology annotation, molecular function: enzyme inhibitor activity; myosin phosphatase regulator activity; protein binding. The record is from RefSeq and is a predicted model, not a curated record. The coding region runs from base 473 to 2188 and encodes 571 amino acids. Gene Ontology annotation, cellular component: cytoplasm.
UCUUCCUGCAGGUGAAUCCUCCCAGCGCCUUCCCUCCUUUCCCGCGGAGCCUGGGCGCCCCUUCAUCCUUCCUGGCUCCUCCUCGGAGGAGGGACCCAGGCGGGGCCUCGGCACGCCCAAGGCCGGCUUCUCCUCCGCCUCGGCGCCUCGCCUGCCUCCUUCCCAGCCGGGGUUAGUCAGCCGAGCAGCCCGCAAGCCAAGAGGGAUCCUGGAGGCUGGAGCAAGCAAGGAAGGCUUCAGGGCAGAUCUGGUUCUGGCGGCCACGGAGCUGGCUCUCGGCUUUGCUGCUGCUGCUUCCCUUUGGCGCGUCGCCUUCCCGAUUUCGUCAUGGGUUCUUCAAAAUCUAGGAAGAGGUGCUCCCAGCCAAGCCACGUAAUGUUCUCUUAGCAUCAGACAGCUGGCACAAGUGACUCAGACUGGGCUUCUGAUCCAGCAGAUGUGUGGGUGACCCAUUGACCCAUUCGCCGAGGCAAUGGACACCCACAUGGACUUGCUGACAGAGCUCCAGCUGUUGGAUAAGGUGCCCACACUGGAACGGCUCCGAGCAGCUCAGAAGCGCAGAGCUCAGCAGCUGAAGAAGUGGGCGCAAUAUGAAAAGGAGAUGCAGCACAAGAAGAGAAAACACGAGAAGAAGAGGAACCUUGUCAACCGCAAGAAGGUUUCUUUUGAAGCCAGUGUUGCAUUAUUGGAAGCAUCCUUACGGAAUGACAUUGAGGAGGUCUGUUAUUUAUUGAACAAUAACUUCAGUCCAGACCUGUGUAAUGAAGAUGGAUUAACUGCACUGCAUCAGUGCUGCAUAGACAACUAUGAGGAGAUAGUUAAGCUUCUUCUGAACCACGGGGCCAAUGUCAAUGCAAAGGACAAUGAACUUUGGACUCCUCUGCAUGCAGCCGCAACAUGUGGGCACCUCAAUCUGGUGAAGAUCCUGAUUCAGCAUGGGGCAGACCUGCUAGCAGUAAACGCAGAUGGCAACAUGCCAUAUGACCUCUGUGAGGAUGAACCAACUCUAGACAUCAUCGAGACUUGCAUGGCAUACCAAGGUAUCACACAAGAGAAAAUCAAUGACACGCGAGCAGCUCCAGAGCAGACAAUGGUUGAUGAUAUCACGGAGCUUAUAGCAACUGGGCAGGAACUGAACAGAGCAGAUGCACAAGGUGCUACAUUGUUACAUAUAGCUGCUGCCAAUGGAUAUCUGCAUGCAGCAGAGAUCCUUCUUGACCAUGGAGCAAGACUGGACCUUAAAGACUGGGAUGGCUGGGAACCGCUCCAUGCUGCUGCCUUCUGGGGACAUAUGCACAUGGCAGAACUGUUGGUAUCCCAUGGUGCAAGUUUGAGUGCCCGGACAGCCAUGGAUGAGAUGCCAAUAGACCUCUGUGAAGAAGAGGAAUUUAAGGUUCUACUCUUAGAACUGAAGCACAAGCAUGACGUCAUCAUGAAAUCUCAGAUGAGACACAAGACCUCCUUGAGCCGGAGGACUUCCAGUACUGGAAGCAGAGGGAAAGUGGUACGGAGGGCAAGUCUUUCUGACAGAACAAACCUUUACAGGAAGGAGUAUGAAAAGGAGGCAAUUAUCUGGCAGCAAAUAGAAGCUUCAGAAGAGCAAAGAACGUCUGAUUAUACUGGGGACAUCCGGGAGACUUACUCCAACCAAGAGAACGCAAAUCCAAACUCUACAGGAGAUAUGUCCCUAGUCCUUCCAGAGCUGGUAACCAAAAGCACACAAUGUGACUCCGACACUUUGCUCCAAAAUGGACUCAAUUUAUCCUCUCCUACUUACCAAUACUCUGUUCCCAAUGGAGAUGUUUGGAAGAUGCAUUCUGCUUUGGACAAUGAUGUAAGCCAAACAUUGCCCUAUGAUUCUCCUGCAGUCCCUGACUCUCAGCAAAUCUGGGGUGGUUACAAAGAAAGGAGUCAUCAAACCCUCUCUGAACUGAAACGGCAGCGAGCAGCUGCCAAACUUCUCAACCACCCCUUCAUCAGUACGCACUUUGGUAGCAACGUGGGAAGCACAGCAGAAAAUGGGGGAGAAGCAAAAGAGCACCUGAUUACCUCCAGGACUCCUACUUACACAUCCAAUGGAACUUCAGUUUAUUACACAGUAUCAAGUGGUGACCCACCUCUCUUAAAAUUCAAAGCUCCCAUGGAAGAAAUGGAGGAGAAAGUUCAUGGGUGUUGUAGGAUCUCUUGAUCUAAAUUCAUUCCUCACUGGUGUAGAUACCAAAUUUGGGUGGGCAUGAUGCAUCCAUUACUGAAUUUUGGUUGUUACCACUGCUAAAUGGGAGAACCUGGAUUGCUCAUCCCAGGCCAGGCUCUACCAGGCUUAUUCAUUCAUAGUACCUUACUUUGCUAUGGCAAUUCCAUUGAAAUCAAGCAAGUACAGGCAAGAAAGAGAAGUUCAUGGGAAAAAUUCCUUUUUAUAAACUAGUGUGAAAGAAAUGGAUUAUACAUCUUGUCUAAUUUAGAAUCUCCUUGCACCGCCAUGCUCCUGAAAACUGGAAUUUUGGGAACACAAAAUCUCUAAUCACAUCCUUGGUUUGCCACUAUCAAUGGUAUGUGAUUAGAAUCCAGCACUUUUAUAAGCAGAGUUGGACUGUAGAAAGACCCAGUUUUGCCUGCACAAAUGUGAGGUUUCUGCAUGCAGGAGAUAUAUGCACUUUAACAACAAGUCUGAAAGUUUAGCCUGUUAUGAAAGAAUACAUUUGUGACAUUAUCGUAUUGCCAAUUUUGAGCCAUUAUUUACUGCAAUACUCUUUACAUAAAAACAGAUGUAGGUCUUGUCUGCAAGCUUCCACCCUUUCAUAAAAUGAAAGGAUAUUCUUAGCUCUUUAGAGGAGUAAUACUAUUAAAAGGAGUUUAUGGUCAAUGUAUAAUAUUCUUCACCAGUAAUCCUUUUAUUUUGCACUUGUACAGAUUCUAUUUUCUCAAUUCAGUUUUAUCAUAUUUCAUCAGAGAAUUAUGGGCUUUGAUUUUCUCCAAAGCUGUUAGGAAGGUUCUUCUCUGACUCAAACUAACUUUAUUUCUCACCAUGCUAUGUUUUUCAUUUGCCUGCAUUGCGAUACCUAUGAGAUAAUUUAAAAUAGUUCUUGAAUAUUAAUGUAUGUGAUUUACCUAUUUUUGGAACAUUUUACUGUUGUUUUUCAUGUAUUUCUCUUUAUAUUUAUCACUGUUUGUUUUUCCCUCAGCAUUUCUUUCUGCUAAGACCAAUAAAGGAAUUUGGUGGGCAGAAUUUUUAAGUUUGAAAAUAUUUACUUUAACAAAUGUUGGUAGUUACACAUAAUGGAAAAUGUGUAACUACCUACAGCAGAGGACAGCAUUGUGUCUUCUAUAGCAUAUAAUCCCACUCACAUGGAUACUCUUUCUACUGGACAAAAGCCAUCUAUCAAUACUUUUAGGAUACACUUAUAGAGGGCACUAAAGCCAAGGGCUGGAAGUAUAUUCUACACUCACAAAUAAAUGUGUGCCCUUGUACAUUGCAAGCUUUGCACAUUUUAUGUUGCUGGUAACACCACUGGUCUUUGAAAGCUUUUAACAUGUUACUGUUUUGCACUUCACGUCAAUCUUUUAUUCAUGCCAAAAACAUUAAGUCCCUCUACAGAGCUCUUCUGAAAUGCUUCUUAUCUGCACAUUUCUACUAUCUUAUUUUUUGAAGCUUAGAUUUAGAAUUUUUUCUCUAAUCACCAAAGUAGCAGCCAUUUGGCAAAUGACUGAGGCCUAGCUUUUUCUAAAUAGCAAAACCAAGAUUUAUCUUCCAAAAUAGGCAUGUUUUCCUGUUGACUGAGGUAGAGAAAGUGAGAUUCUCCAGAUGUAGCUGACCUGCAGCUGUAAGCAUUCUUUACCACUGGAUAUGUUGGGUAGGAAAAUGGUCACUAAACCCUCUGUAUCCUGGCCAAAGGAGUAUAAUUAGCAGGGCUGUUUCAGCAGUGUGAAUCUCCUUUUGCAGAAAUUCAUUGAAGCAUAGCUGGAGACAGAGAAGUAAAAGAAAAGAAAAGAAAAGAAAAUAUUACAAGGCAUAAUUCCAGUAUUUUCCAAACUUUGGUCCUUCAGAUGCUUGGGAUUUUAGCUCCCAGGAUUUCCCCAGCAUUUGAGCCAAGCUGAUUAGGACUCCUGAGAAGUAAAAUCCAAAACAUCUGGAGGAUCAAAGUGUGAGAACUACAUUAUUCAGUCCAUUCUACAGACAUCCCUUCCAGCACAGUUAUCCAGGUUCACUCCAUACUUUGCUUGUCCAGGUAGUAUAUUUCAUACCUUGAAUUUUGAAAAACAGUCAAAAAGUCAAAGAAUUGUCCUGUGGUAGAAAUAUUUUUAGUAUGAUGAUUUCCUUGACUGCUUCUUAUACAUCUUGCACAAAAAUCAAGAUAUUUGACUAUUCAAUUGUUACAUUCUUCACCUAAGUUUUUUCCCCCAUAAAUGGAUCCAACUUUUACUUACUUACUUAGUCAAUCCCUCGUGGGUGAGUAUAAUUGCAUUCCAAUUGGUGAGUUUGUAGGUGGCUGUAGAGACCUAUUAUUAAUCUGCAUGUUCUUUCGCAGUGAGGGUAUCGGUUUCCAGAUGGAAAGUGGUCCCAAUCGAGGUUGGCUUGAUGCAUCUUCCUCUUGACACAAUUCUCUUUUUUGCCCUCUAUUUGUGCCUCUUCAAAUUCCACAGCACUGCUGGUAACAGCUGACCUCCAGUUAGAAUGCUCAAGGGUGAGCUUCCCAGUUCUCGUUGUCUAUGCCACAGUUUUUAAGGCUUUAAGCCCAUCUUCAAAUCUCUUUUCCUAUCCACCAACAUUCUAUUUUCCAUUCUUGAGGUGAGAGUAUAGUAACUGCUUUGGGAGAUGGUGAUCAGGCAUUUGGACAAUGUGGUAAGUCCAGCAAAGUUGAUGCGAAGGAUCAUUACUUCAAAUGCUGAUGAUCUCUGCUUCUUCCAGCACACUGACAUUUGUUCACCUGUCUUCCCAAGAAAUUUGCAGGAUUUUUUGGAGGCAACGUUGAUGGAAUCAGUCCAGAAGUCGAGUGUGAUGUCUGUAGACAGUCCAUGUUUGCAGGCAUAUAACAGGGUUGGGAGGACAGUAGCUUUAUAAGCAAGCAUCUUGGUAUCCCUACAAAUGUUCAGAUCCUCAAACACUCCUUCAUUUGGAAAAAUGCUGCACUCACAGAGCUCAGGCAGUGUUGUAUUUCAGUGACAAUGUUGACUUUUGUGGAUAUGUGGCUGUCAAGGUAGAGAAAAUGGACAACAAUUUCUAAUGUUACACCAUUAAGCUGUAUUUCUGGCAUUGCAGAUGGAUUGGCUGGUGCCUGCUGGAAGAGCACUUUGGUUUUCUCAAUGUUUCUCAAAAGAGGCCAAGCUUUCUGUAUGCUUCUGCAAAGGUGUUUAGACUGGCUUGUAGGUCUUAUUCUGAGUAAGCACAGACUAUGUUAUCAUCAGCAUAUUGGAGUUCUAUAACAGACAUUGUGACCUUGGUUUUGGCUUUCAGACUGCCGAGGAUAAAUUGCUUGCCAUAUGUUUGAUAGAUGUUUUCCACGCUGGUGGGAAGCUUCCCAUCAACAAGGUGCAGUAUCAUAGUGAUGAAGAUGGAGAAUAAGGUUGGGGCAACAAUACAUCCCUGUUUGACACCUGAUUCCACCUUAAAUUAAUCAUUGUGUGAGCCAUUGUUGUCCAAAACUGUUGCCAUUAUGUCAUCAUGGCGGAGCCGCAGGAUGUUCACAAAUUUGUCAAGGCAUCCGAUUUUUUGGAGGAUGGUCCAGAGAGCGCUGUGAUUCACUGUGCCGAAUGCCUUUGCAAGGUCAAUGAAUGCUAUGUACAAAUGCAGAUUUUGUUCCCUGCAUUUUUCUUGGAGCUGUUGUGCAGUGAAGAUUAUAUCCACUGUUCCUCUGGAGGGGUGGAAGCCAUUCUGGGAUUCUGAGAGGAUGUCUUCUGAGAUAGGUAAAAGGCAGUUUGCAAGGAUACUAGCAAGGAUUUCCCCAGUGGAGGUUAGAAAAGAGAUAUCUUAAUAGUUUCCACAGCCUCUUCUCUCCUUUUUUUGAAAAAAGUGACAAUGGUGGUGUCUUUGAAGUCUGCUGGCACUUUUAAAGAGUCACUGAUCAUAAUGUGUAAUUGGAACACUGCAUAGCAGAAGGACCCACCCUGUACAACAGCUGUGAAAGAAAGGACACAACUGGUUUCAAAUACACAUUUUCCUCCAAAGUCCCUGUAUAGGUUUCAAUUUAUUAUAUUCCAGCUAUCUGUCUUUUAGAUAUUCAGCUUUUCCUGACCUGAUGCUCAUCUUUAAUUUCAACUUACAAUGUUGUAACCACCACUUGCUUGGGAUUUAGCACUGUGUGCUGUUGUCUAGGAUCUGUGCCAUUUGCUUCACUGCUCAUUCUUCUUUUCACUGGUUUCUUUCUGGAGGGAUGCAGGGAGCCCUUUUUACCUGGUGUCAAGCUAAACUGAAUUAGUCCCUGUCAAUGUCUACAAUGAGCCUUCUGCCUCCCAUGAGACACCUAGGCUACGUUCUUUCACUUGCCACAUUCUUGCCUCUCCUGAUGAUGGGUGGCAGCUCCUAGAAGCUUUGUGUGAGGCCUGUUUCUGCCCAACUGGUGGCUGAGGCAAUGUCAGGGAACAUCAUCAUCAUCAUCAUCAUUUAAUUACUUAUUAAUUGCCCUCCAUCCAAGAUGCUCUAGGCGAUUUACAAGAUAAAAUUGUAAAGAAUAAAAAUACAUACAUACAAAUAUUGAUAAAAUUAACAUAGAUCAAAAGCUCUAAUAAAGAGCCAGGCAGUCUUUGCUUCUCAGAUAGCAGGUUUGAUGCUGUGCCAAGCAUCUUGGGUGGUAUCUUUCCUCACCAUCGUGUUUUUUUCCUGAGGUUCCAUAAAUAACCUUUCCCUCUCCAUACCAUAUUUUCUAUUCCCCACUGUGGCUCACAACAACUCUUGACCGCACAGUGGCUUUAUAUUAGCAAUUUAUUUAAAUAAUGGUUUUAAGUUCUUGACAACAUGUAAAUAUAAGAAUUCUAUACCCACUGAAUAAACAAAGCAACAGAAGCAAAUGAAGAGAGUAAAACAAAAGUAUUCAGUAGCACAAUUAGAAAUGAAGAAAUUAUCCUUCCAAAGCUUUACUAAAAAGGACAUCUUAAUAUGGCACCUACACACACACAAAGUCUCUAAUGGAUUUGUUGGGGAUGGUGAUGCCAAAGAAAUAGAAUUGCUGAUGAGAAGGCAUUCUCUCUGAUAUCCACCAUCUCAUCUCACUAGACAGUGUUAUAUUCAUUUCUUCUCCCAAGGAACUAGUUCUGGAGCUGAUGAAGAGGGUAGAUUUUUAGUACCUGUAUCAAACCAUAAUUUCUAGGAAUUAAGGCUUGAGAUGUGUGGGAAUCAUGAUAGUAAAAUGCACAUAGCACAAUGUGCUCGCCUUUUUCAUUCUCUUCCCAUCUUUUUAAAAAGAAAAAAUGCAGCUUAGGACACACACAAAAAAAACCCACUUUCAAUGUGACUUUCACCCGUUAGUAGAGUUUACAAACAGGUGAAGAUGAGUGAGAAUCAAUGAACUGAUUCUAGUCCACAAGUUGUUGACUGUUGGUUUCUACUGCGUUUCCAGAGAAGGAAGAAAUAAUUGCAACCAAUGGGCACAAAUAUGGUAUCAGACCCUGGCACACUGAGUUGUUUGCCAGUUUUCUGCAUCAGACUGAGACAAAACAUGGCUACUUAAAAGUAUAUAGAAAGCAUUGUGUAGGGUAGAAAUAGUCCUGUAAGAUUUUUUGUGUCAAGUUGUUAUGAAAAACAUUAACCCAUGAUUACAGCAAUCUUACCAGGCAUCUAGAAUAGUUUCCCUGCUAAGCAAAUCUUAUUUGGCAGGCAAACUACAUUGCUGUUUUUGCAAACUUUAUAUCUUACAAUGAACUUGCUCUAUUCACAUAUUACACUACAUGUGUGUUUACGGUGUUAUAUACAUUUUCAGAUGUGAGAAGUUUGGUAUUGUACCUGUAUUCAUUACUGAUUUCUAUCUAGAUAUAAGAACUGCAAGGUCCAGAUUACUGCAGUGGUUACACAGCAAAUUUGUUCAUGCUGUAUGUCCACAUGUUCAGAUAUCUGUGAGAUAUCGCUAUCACAAAACAUUGUAAGUCUGCAAUCUGAUCUAUUUUUACCUGGGAGCAAGCUCUUCUCAACCUUGUAGGACUUAUUUCCAUGUAAAGGUAAAUAGGAAUAAACUGUAACACCAUUACCAUUUACUUUAAAUUAAUUACAUAUAUUGAUUGUUACAAAGUCUAAACAUUUAUACCAGAGAAUAUAUAAAUUGGCAGGGUAUUCUAUUCACUCCACAGUGCUAGAGGAGGAUUUACCAUCUCUACUAAUCUGUGAUAAGUAGAGCACUUUGAAAUGGCAUUGCUUUUUCAUCUGGUGGUCCUGGGGAUAAAUGAGAGGACACAGCUACACUAUGAAUCCAACCUGUUUUUAAAUCUGGAUUAAUUGCUAUGACCUUGCUAAGAAAACUAGGUUAGUAUUCUGAAUUUUGAUUGGCAGAGUGAGCAGUUGUAAUUCUCUGGGUUUUUGAAGAGAGAGCACCAUGGCAUUUAAACCCAUUUGUUUUCUGGUGCAGCCAUGUCCAAUAUGUGUGGUGGCAUUCAAGAAAAAUAAGUAGACUGACAUCCUGUUAAUGAUUCCCCUUUUAGCUGCUGCAGGCUCCACUCCAUGACCAUUGAGCGGCCAAUGCAGAAGCAUCUUGCUUAUGCAACUUUAGCUAAAUGUAUAACACUGACCUCACCUACUGGAAUCUCCAAAAGACUUAGCAGAUAAUAUCUACAUUCUGUAUCUGGCUAUACUAUAGCCAUUAUAGGGGCAUAGCCCGAUAAUUCUCUAAAAUCUCCUCUUUCCCACUGGUCAUGGAAUAUAUGUUUCAACAGCUAAGAGCUGAGUUCUAGAGGUGAUAAAAUGGGAAAGAUAUUAUAGUUCCACCUGUGUGGAGCUUUAUGGUACAUCUCCUAGUACAGGAUCUUGGCAAUGAUUAUGAUCUUGUAAGAACACAGGCUCUAGCAAUUCUAGACAAUUUUUAAAAAGCUAUAGAAAAAUGUAUUUUUUCUAAUUUCAGGGCGUGUGGGGUUUCAAGGGGGGAAAUCAUUUGCACUUUAUAUAUCUGCAGUCACUUUCUUAAUUUAGGAAACAUGAAACUGUAUUAUGUACAGGCAGAAUCCUAUUGGUGAUUUAUACAGAUACGACAAGACCAACAAUCAUAUUUUUGCAAGAUCGCAUAAGGAUGAUAUCCUAAUCAGUAAUGCAUAAGAAAUAUUGCAUCUGCUCAAGCAGUCACACUUUUUCUACACUUUCCCCAUGUCACUUGGUGGCUGAGAAAUAACUAUACCAUUGCAUCAUAGGCCUGCACAAGGCACUGCCAGUUGUUCUAUUACAUGAUAGUGUAAUCCAGUAUAAUUUUAGCAUACAGGACUCCUGUAUCCACAGUUGCAUUUAUCUGCAUCCAACAAAAUAUGUCCACUCUAGGUAUUUUCUAGGUUCUUCAUCAUAACUCUAUGGUAUUCUUUGGCUGGAAGUCAUUUAAUUGGGUUCAGCUGUGGUUUUGUAUAUCCACACAAAGUCUGGGAACAUUUCCGCCAUGGAUGUGGAAUGUACUGUAGUGUGUUUCUGUCACAGCUUUGUCAAUUCACUUUAUUGAAUCAUCACAUAGGAUCUUGUCCAAUAACUUGGUUUACUUAUAAAAGUAUAACAUAGAUGUAUUAAAAUUAAAAGUGUGGUCUUAUUCAAAGAAAUAUGAAAUUGGCCAUUUUGUUUAAUUUUUAAAAAUGACCUUUGCGGGGAGCCAUUUGUGUCAAUUUAGCUAAAUAGCAAAGGUACUGAGAAACCCUGUUACUUGGUUGCAAAGAUGUGCAUUGGGACAAUGGCAAGAGUAUUCUGUACGAUCCUCCAGGUGUUUUGGACUUCAGUUCCCAGAAUUCCUGACUAUUGGACAAACUGGUUAGGGGUUCUGGGAGCUGGAGUCUCAAGCACCUGGAGGGCCAGAGGUUGUGCAGGCCUGCUGUACACACUGGUGCCCAAUGCAUAUCGAUUGCACUGUGCUUCAGUCCCAUAGUUGGCUCUGUUACAUAGUAAUCUAACAGCCGGAUAUGGAUGUUAUAAAACUACCCCAAUCUGAUUUCCACAAAUGCAAUUCCAUUUACUAAUAUGUAACUUCCACAAAAUAUUCCAGUCUUUCUUUUUUGUUACAAAGUGAGUACAGAUAGCAGAACUCUUAAGAAAUCUAAUAUCUAGCAUCUCUUUAUGAGAAGCAGACAAGAGAUAAAAGUUUAGAUUAAAAAACAAAAUCAAGAUAAGAAACAAUAUAAGAACUCCAAGUAUUCUUUACCUCUGGCUGGGGAUGCUGGGAAAUGCACUCCAACAAUACCUUGAAGGUCAAACAAUUCCCUCCCAUGAACUAACCCCAGUUGUUAGUAUGAUCUAGUGUACAGUCAUUAAAUCAAGUGCUAAAUUGUAACUACACACUUAAGUAUGUAUAUCCCAUUUACUACUUGGGCUCACUCCAGCCUCCCAAUGUUGACUCCUUUCUCAAAUAACACCCCCUACUCAAAUUAUUCUUCAAAAGUCCUGUGUGUAUUGAUUAUGAGCAUAAGUCUACUGUGCCCUCAGCUGGAGAGGAAAGGAUAUUACACAUUAUUGUUUCCAAGAUGUUUUAUGCAGGAACCAUGCAUACCAAAAUAAUCAGCAAUUUGUGAAGGCAUCCUUUUACAUAACAUCAGUGAUCCCUUCCCACAUUUUCUAAAAAUUACUAUGCUGUUACAGUUAACAGGGAACUGUAGAAAUUAUGCAUGUAUGUUGUGUAUUUGUAUCUCACAUUCUUAAAAAAGAGGGAGGGGGUGCUAAGAAAUUUGCAGCCAAAAGUACUUCCAUAUAGGUUUCCACCAAUGUGCUGGUGCUUCAUUGUGCAUUUUUCUUGCAUGUGUCUCUACAGACUGGAAACGUUGAUAGAGAUUUAAUAGUUUCUGAUCCCUACAUGUUGUGGCAUGGGAUAUGUGGUGUGGCAUGGGACAUGUGGCUUUUCAUCUGCUCAACCUAGGCAUUAAGAGAAUACUCACACCACAUUGAUGUGAGGUCAAAUCACUUCACCAAAGUGGAUUUUUCUCCCUGUGCAGCAAAUGAACUAUCUACUGAGGAAAUCAAAUCUUUUAUCGACCAUAAAUACCAUUUAUGGUGAUCAUUUCAAAUAUAACCUCUCCAGCAGGCUUAUCCCAGUAACUGUUUCUUACUUACAGUAUGCCUUAUUAGUUGUGCCCAUAAGAAGAGUUUAGAUUUACCAAAGGCUGAAGCAAAAACUGCAAUCACAUUAGUGAUGACAAAGAUUGUAGGUGGUUGCCAUCCUUAGGGACAUCUUCAAAAUCUCUGGAAGCUUUUGUAAAUUUGUACAAAUGUCAUAAAAUCAGAUCGUCGAUUAGUUAUCCUGAUUUAAGAAACUUGCUCAAGAGCUAAGGUUUUUCUACAAAAGCAUACUAUUGUUUGGCUACAUUUCCAACGUCAAAUACAGGUUUCUUUUGAUACAUUCAACUUUUAUUUCGAUAACUGUUUCAAGCCACACAAUUCCCCUUAGUCUUAAAUAGAGUGAGACAUGGAUUGCAAUCUGCAUAUCUGCAUAGACAAGAGCAGUCUGAUUAAGUGGACUUAUGAGACUAAUUAGAUGGUAACAUAUUUGGAUCCAAUUUUCCAACGUUGCUUAUAAAGUAGAAAGGAAAAAAUGCUGAUAAAAUGGUCUAUGAUUUGACAAUGACAUUUGGAACAUGUCAACAGCUUGAUCAGUCAUUUGUAAUAACUUGACUGUAUGGAUCUUUAUGACUGCUGUACAAUUUUUUACAUUGUGUUUGUUGGGAUUAAUGAAGGAGGGAGGGAAGAACACCUAUAUAUUAGCAGCAUUUUGUAUAAAUAUGUUGUUUCCCCUACAGAAAUUAAUAUAUUACACCUUAAAAAGAAAGAUUAUUUGAUAUUUUAUGAAAUCAAGUUCGUAUUGCUGUAUGUAUGAAAAGAUAGUGACUUAUUGACCUGUUGUCAAACUGUAUUGAGAAUCCAAAGGCAAAAGGGAACUGUCACAGUAUUAGUUUCUGUCUUUGGUUUACAGAACAAAUUUUAAAUCAAAAUAUUAAAUUUCUUUUAUUAACAUGA